This is a messenger RNA of Anisakis simplex (herring worm), 1722 nucleotides long. The record is from the annotation of a GenBank genome assembly. NCBI's taxonomy places the organism in Eukaryota, Metazoa, Nematoda, Chromadorea, Rhabditida, Anisakidae.
AUGUGGCUACAUACAAUAACUGUACUUUUGCUGGUGCAGUUGUUCGCUGUAGACGUGUAUGGAUGCAGUCUGGGGUGUGUGUGUCGUUUGAAGCGAGUGGAAUGUCGCCGACGUAUGUUUCAUCGUUUUCCACAAGGCGUUCCAGCGGAUACAAUUUAUUUGGAUUUACGUGACAAUCUCAUUCGACACAUUUCAAGAAGCGAUCUGCGUGGAUUACCGCAUCUGCAAACGCUACUUCUUUCCAACAACUGUAUUCAACACAUUGAAGAGAACAUUCUCGAUCUGAUUCCAAAACUACGGCGACUAUCGCUAUCGCGCAAUUUCCUCAAAUGGCUACCAAAGUUGAGCUCGGUGAAUCCGAACAGUUUGACACAUUUCGAUGCUCACUCGAAUCGUAUCGAACUGAUCGAUGCGGCCACAUUCCGUAAAUCAUCGGAAAUCCAUUCGAUCAAUCUGGCCGCCAACAAAAUACAAACCCUCCCGGAUUGUACCUUUGCAAACCUGCCGCAUUUGCGUAUUAUGCAUCUCGAAGAGAAUCCACUGAAUUGCGAUUGCAGAUGGCGUGUUCAAAUAGACUAUUUACGUGAUCGGGUGAGUGAAUCGCCGAUUUGUUUCAAUCCCAAGUCAUUACGCGACAAAUUUUUAAUGGACGUCCCAAACGAGCAAUUGAAAUGUCAUCAAGUUGAGGUUCUCUCAAAGCAGCAAGGCAAUACCAUUCUAUACUGCAAUCAUCGAAUCAUAAAUCGAGUUGCAUGGCUGUACAAAGGGUUGGAUAUGAAGCAGUCUUAUUCGGGCGAUUACGAGUUAUUCUUGAAUGGAACAAUGCGAAUCGAUGACCCAGACGAGAUACGACACUUCGAAUGUGCCAUCGAUCAUUCGGUAUUACCACAGAGGAAACGUCGGCAGCUGCAUACCUCAUCGUUUGAACCACAGUUCACGCUAAGACCACAGAAUCGAGCCUACCGAGAGGGAGAUGUAGUUCGAGUCGACUGUGAGGUUAUUGGAAAACCUCGGCCGAAAAUUAAGUGGUACUUCAAUAAGGUGGAGUUGAGACCUUCAUCAAAGCACGAAAUGAAUUUCGAACGAACCAAUCUGAUUAUUCGUGCGUUUACGGAUCGAGACGUUGGAGAAUACAGCUGUGUUGCUGAGAAUAUUGUCGGACGUAUUGAAGCGUCAGCAUCAAUUGAGCUCAUCGCAAGCUCACCACCAGUCAUUGCUGAAGGACCUGAGUCGCAGACUGUCGACGAAGGUGCUACAGUUCAUUUCAAGUGUAAGGCAAAAGCUCAGCCAAGGCCUGCAAUAACGUGGUUCUUUGAAGGAAGCGAAAUCUCCAUGCUGAGAGGACACUUCCACGUAUCAGAUGAUGAAAGUGAACUAACAGUAUCACGGGUGACGAAACAAGACGAUGGUACGUAUUCGUGUAUGGCUGGUAAUGCCGUUGGUUCGAUGUUGGCCGAUGCUCGCUUAACAGUGAUACCAAAUCCGCAAAUAUCUCGUCCCACUCAUCAUCAACAGUUAUCUCGUCCUAGUCCUCCUCAACAGUCAUUCCGUCCUACUCAUCAUUACCCACAAUCAUCUCGUCCUUCUCACCCUCAACAGUCAUCUCAUCCUACUCAUCAUCAACAUCGACAGCAUCAGCAGUAUCAAUCUCCACCUAAUCCACCUGCAUCUUAUGGGCAAUCCAUAACUAACUCUAUCACUGACGACAUCAUACGAGAUGCU